Radiomyces spectabilis is the source of this 1377-nucleotide messenger RNA. Its product is annotated as N-acetylglucosaminyltransferase-like protein. Gene Ontology annotation, biological process: N-acetylglucosamine metabolic process; protein N-linked glycosylation. Gene Ontology annotation, cellular component: membrane. The coding region runs from base 24 to 1115 and encodes 363 amino acids. Gene Ontology annotation, molecular function: beta-1,4-mannosylglycoprotein 4-beta-N-acetylglucosaminyltransferase activity. The record is from RefSeq and is a predicted model, not a curated record. The transcript has 2 exons. Lineage: Eukaryota; Fungi; Mucoromycota; Mucoromycetes; Mucorales; Radiomycetaceae.
AGCCCCUUUUUCCUUUUCCUGUUAUGAUACUCUCUUUUUCUCGACGACGAAAGUUACUGCUGUUGGUUGUAUUUUGGAUCUUAUCGAUUCUCUCCUUUUUGGCCUAUGAUCCAUCCUUGAUCACUGAUCUGGGCUACUACACACGUCCAAUUUGGGAUACCAAUCCACAGACGUUCGAAGUCCUACCUCAUUACUACGCUGAAGAUGUGUCCAUGGCCAAUCUGUGUCAAUUGCACGGAUGGACUCAUCUGAAGGAUGAAGAACGACCGCGGGUAUUUGACGCCAUUGUCUUUAGCGUGGAGCUGGAUCUCCUCGAAAUCCGCAUUCGAGAAUUGUGGGACGUUGUCGAUACUUUUGUCAUUUUGGAAUCCAACGCUACAUUCACGGGUGUCAGCAAACCACUCGUAUUCAAAGACCACCAAGAUCGAUUUGCUUUUGCAGCUUCCAAGGUUCGGCACUUUACCGUGGAACAGUAUGCUUUGCCUGCAAAUGAAGGGCCAUUUUACAAUGAAAAUCAGAUGCGACACCAUAUGAAUGCGGCUCUCAAAACUGCGGGCAUCCAACGAGGCGAUUUAUUGAUCAUGUCGGAUGUGGACGAGUUGAUUCGUGGCAAAACAGUGGAUAUUCUUCGUAGCUGCGGAGGCGUACCGGACCAGUUACAUCUCCAGCUGCGCAACUAUGUGUAUUCCUUUGAAUUCUUUGUCGACUUCAACUCUUGGCGCGCCCACAUUGAAAAGUACGACCCUGACAGUACCUCUUAUCGUCACGGCCAGGUCACCAAAAAUAUACUAUCGGAUGCAGGAUGGCAUUGUUCGUUCUGUUUUCGAACGAUUCAAGAUUUCCAGUUCAAAAUGCAGAGUUAUUCACAUGCCGAUCGAGUCCGCCACCAGCAGCUCCUGGAUCCGGAUCGGAUUCAGAAAGUGAUUUGUGAAGGCGGCGAGAUCUUUGAUAUGCCUCCCGAAGCUUAUACGUACAAAGAGUUGGUGUCCAAGCUAGGCAAUAUCCCUCAUCAAACAUCGGCGGUGGGAUUACCAAGUUACGUUUUGACGCACGCAGAUCGGUUCCAGUUCUUGUUGCCUGGCGAAUGCAUGAGAGAUAUAGAAACAGAAGCAUGAUCUGUAACCACCCAACUACGACAUCAACCUAAAAAGUUUUUUUUUCUGCUAUCAGCUAUUCAUUUAAAAUACCAACUACAUUAUCUCGGUUUAAGUAUAAAAAAACCAGAGAGAAAGACAUCAACGAUAAUGCAGUUCAAAAGAGAUGAAAAAAAGAAAAAAUUUAAAAUUGAAAGAUAGACGCAAGGCUAACGGAACGAUAAUGCAUCGUCCCGCUGGCUUGAGAAUCAUUUUCGUUAUUCAACAAGGUUUUUUUUUUUUU